Molecule: messenger RNA, 386 nt
Organism: Paramuricea clavata
Lineage: Eukaryota; Metazoa; Cnidaria; Anthozoa; Malacalcyonacea; Plexauridae
Source: the annotation of a GenBank genome assembly
AUGCUUGCAAUUGCUGGAGAUUGGCUAAUGCAUGUCGCUGUGUGUCGUUCUGGUGGACUAAAGGAUGUCAACCGUUCCUGUCGACAACUCACAGAUGAUCGCCAGCCCCUACUGCUGCACAUGCUCAUUGCACAAGAACAACUGCACAAGUAUGUGAUUAAUGUAAUACAUGUGAUUAUAUUGGAUUGAUUUUAAUUAAUGAAUUAAUUAUCAAUAAAAUUCAUCCUUUCAGAUACGCACUACGCAUUGAAAUGUCAUUUCCUGAAGACCCGACUGGAGAUGGGUGUGGCUUCAAUGGACUUAGUGUUGUCAGUGCUGGAAGUUGGUUAGAUCGAGAUGGGAUGUUAUUUGUAAAUGACCAGUCAUUCCCCCUCCCUCGAAUAUAA